This is a messenger RNA of Bicyclus anynana (squinting bush brown), 671 nucleotides long. Its product is annotated as dynein light chain Tctex-type protein 2B. Lineage: Eukaryota; Metazoa; Arthropoda; Insecta; Lepidoptera; Nymphalidae. Gene Ontology annotation, molecular function: dynein intermediate chain binding. The record is from RefSeq and is a predicted model, not a curated record. The coding region runs from base 113 to 571 and encodes 152 amino acids. Gene Ontology annotation, cellular component: cytoplasm; cytoplasmic dynein complex. Gene Ontology annotation, biological process: microtubule-based movement. The transcript has 5 exons.
CUUGUUGAGGUUAUUAUGAAUUCAGAUUGGUGAUAAUAAGUUGAAAAAUUCUCAUUUCAUUCAUAUAAAUUAUUCAAAACUACAUUUUAAGUACAAAGGAUACUUGUAGAAAAUGGCAGAUGAAGAAGAAGUUGCUGAUGAAGGGGAAAACGUCGAGCGCGUCGCCAGUGCACAGAGCGAUGUGGGACUCAGCCCCACACAAGAGAAGCCUCUUGCACCUCCAAAAUACGAAGUCCGGCCUGGGCUUGGUGAAAAGUUUCAAGCGCAGAACAUUCGAGAAAUAAUGCUGUCGACUAUGCAAGAGCAGUUGGUGGGGCGGCAGUACCGCGCGGACCAGGCGCCGCGCUGGGCCAAGAGCAUCUCCAACGCGGUGAGGCAACGAGUGCAGGACCUCGACAUGAAGAGAUAUAAAAUUCUAGUCCAAACAACGAUCAUAGAGAUGAAAGGCGCCGGCAUAAAGAGCGGUCAGAGAUGCAUCUGGGAUCCUGAGACUGACGAAUAUGUCGAUGAUUUGUACAGGAACGAUACUAUAUUCUGUUACACUAUUGUCUAUGGUAUUUAUAUGUAUUGAUUUGUUUUAAUUUAUUUAGUUUUAAAUUAUGUAUAAAUAGUUAUGUAUAUAAGUGUUUUAUUUGUAAGAUUACAUAUUAAUAAAAACGUGCACCAAUUUC